UUAACCCCUCUCCUCUUCCUGUGGUACAGACGAAGGCGAAGGAUAAGGUUCGCUCGCAUACUUCGCUUCUCCUCGGGCGUCGCUUCGUCCCCAAAGCACAAGGAGUAGCCUCCGCUCCCCGCGUGAAAGCUUCCUCCUCUCGUGUCGCUUGUAGCUCAAGCAAAGCAAGAUCGCAGACGCUGCCUGUUAUCCAUGGCCGAAGAAUCUGAGCCCACACAGGAAGCCGAUUCCGCCGGGCAGUUACUAUCCCAAGCGCGGCAGCUCGUCCCUGCGGCACUCGACAAAGCCCGGGCCGCCACCGGCUUCCCGGGGAGAUGGAAAUCGAUAAUCUCCAAGCUGGAGCGCGUCUCGCCGUGUCUCUCCGACCUCUCGAGCGACCCCUGCUUCGCGAAGAACGAGCUCUGUAAGGAACUGCUACAGUCGGUGACGAAGACCGUCGCCGAAGCCAUCGGGCUCGCCGGCCGCUGCUGUUCCGCAGAGCCGCUUUGCUCGGGGAAGCUCCGGAUGCAGAGCGACCUUGACGCCUUGUCGGGCGAGCUCGACCUCCUCCUCAACGACUGUGAAUUGCUGGUGAAGACCGGGGUCCUCGGCGACGCCGCCGCCGCCACCGCCACCGCCAUGUCCCCGACUGUUACCAAGUCGCCGACGCACGACGGCGUGCGUGAAUUGCUAGCCCGCUUGCAGAUUGGCCAUGCCGAGGCCAAGCACCGGGCCGUGGACGGCCUCCUUGAAGCGAUGAGGGAGGACGAGAAGAGCGUGCUCGCUGCACUCGGCCGGAGCAAUAUAUGCGCUCUGAUACGGUUGCUCAGCGCGAACUCCAUGAAGACCAGAGAGACGGCAGCCACCGUGAUCUGCUUGCUCGCGGAGUCUUGGAGUUGCGAGAAGCUACUGGUUUCGGAAGGAGUGCUUCCACCUCUAAUCAGGCUUGCAGAAUCUGGAAGUCUGGUAUGUAGAGAGAAGGCAGUGGUCUCGCUGCAGAGGCUAUCCAUGGCCGCCGACACCGCCCGCUCCAUAGUCGGGCAUGGAGGUGUGCCGGUGCUGAUCGAGAUCUGCCAGAUAGGAGACUCCAUUUGCCAAGCAGCGGCUGCAGGGACGCUGAGGAAUCUCUCAGCAGUGCCCGAUGUCAGGCAGACAUUAGCGGACGAAGGCAUCAUCAGAGUCAUGAUCGAUCUCCUCAACUGCGGGAUGGUUCUUGGUUCCAAGGAGUACGCCGCAGAGUGCUUGCAGAACCUCACCGCCAUCAACGACGACCUAAGGAGGUCAGUCGUCUCGGAGGGAGGACCGCUUAGCCUCUUGGCCUACAUGGACGGGCCAUUGCCGCAGGAACCAGCGGUGUGCGCGCUGAAGAACCUGAUCGGCUCCGUCGCUGUCGACGGCCUCAUGUCGCUGGGCGUCCUUCCUCGGCUAGUCCACGUACUCAAGGAUGGAUCUCUCGGCGCACGGCAGGCGGCAGCCGGCAUCAUCUGCAGGAUAUCGAGUUCCUCCGAGACGAGGAAGGCGAUUGGCGAGCUUGGCUGCGUGCCGUUACUUGCCAAGAUGCUCGACGCCAAGGCGAACACCGCGAGGGAGGUCGCUGCGCAGGCCAUUUCGGGGUUGAUGAGCCACCCGCAGAACAAGCGGGAGCUCAAGAAGGAGGAGAAGAGCGUGGCCAAUCUCGUUCGCUUGCUGGAUCCGAGUCCUCAGAACACAGCAAAGAAGUACGCAGUCGCUUGUCUCCUCUCCCUGUCGUCAAGCAAGAGGUGCAAGAAACAGAUGAUCUCCUACGGCGCCGUCGGGUUUCUCAAGAAGCUCUGUGAAUCAGACAUAGCUGGUGCCAAGAAGCUACUUGAAAGAUUAGAGAGGAGGAAGCUGAGGGGCUUGUUCAUCAGAAAGUAGGGGUGAUGAAUGCUUCAUCAUCGCUGAUCUUGUACAGAACGAACGAUGUUUCAUCGACUCCAGGAAGAAGAGAGGAGUUGCUCAUAUCUACCAUGUCUUUCUUGUA
Molecule: messenger RNA, 1981 nt
Organism: Musa acuminata AAA Group (dessert banana)
Lineage: Eukaryota; Viridiplantae; Streptophyta; Magnoliopsida; Zingiberales; Musaceae
Product: vacuolar protein 8-like
Exons: 2
Coding region: 193-1875 (560 amino acids)
Molecular function (GO): protein binding
Source: RefSeq, a predicted model, not a curated record